Molecule: messenger RNA, 478 nt
Organism: Saprolegnia diclina VS20
Lineage: Eukaryota; Oomycota; Saprolegniomycetes; Saprolegniales; Saprolegniaceae
Exons: 2
Coding region: 24-359 (111 amino acids)
Cellular component (GO): mitochondrial inner membrane; mitochondrion; MICOS complex
Source: RefSeq, a predicted model, not a curated record
CCGUGGUGCACGGAUUUCAACCAAUGAGCGCGCGUUUGGCCACGAAUUUCGACGACCGCCAUCUUGACGUAGACAUUCCGCAACAAACAACCAUCGCCGUCGUCAUGCCUGCCUCCGCCCCCAAGACCGAGAUCCCGUCCGAGUACCGCAUCUCCGAGAAGUGGGACAAGUGCAUCGAGAGCUUCAUGGUCAACUUCUCGGCCGGCCUCGUCGCCGGCGGCUUGACGUCGCUCGUCCUUGCGCGCACGGGCGCGGGCCGCUCGGCCUUGACGGGCUUUGGUGCGGGUGCCGGCGCUGGCGCGACCUGGACGACGUGCAGCUUGGCGUUCGAAGAAGAGGCCAAGAAGAGCGACAACUAAGGUGCAUAACUCUCCGUGUACGAGUGUAUGAGGUAGCACGUGGACGAGUACACGACACUUGUGCUAUCGGCUCUAUUUCCGUCGGUUUAGCUUAACGCGAAGACAUGCUCUUGUUCGUA